Messenger RNA from Thamnophis sirtalis, 899 nucleotides. Lineage: Eukaryota; Metazoa; Chordata; Lepidosauria; Squamata; Natricidae. The record is from RefSeq and is a predicted model, not a curated record.
ACUCAGCCUGUGCUUCUCCUUCCCUCCCCCAGGAAGGCGAUGGAAGGGCUCCUUGCCCUCAGUGAAGAUGGCUGCUCCCCCAUCUCCAUCCAACAGAUGGCCUAUGUGGCCGGCCUGGGGUUCGGACUCAUGAGCGGCGCCUUUGCGAUGAUCAACCUGCUGGCGGAUUCCCUGGGGCCUGGCAUCGUGGGCAUCCACGGAGACUCCCAGCUCUACUUCCUGACUUCAGCCUUCAUGACUCUGGUGUUGAUCCUGCUGCACACCUUUUGGGGCAUCGUCUUCUUCCACGGCUGUGAGACGCGGCGCUGGGGGGAGGUGGCAGCUGUCGUGCUCUGCCAUCUCACCGUCUCUGCCCUUGUGAGUAGCACCCCUAAAAGUGGCUGUGUCGGGGGGGAGGAGGAUGUUUGAGAGAGAGAGAGAGAGAGAGAGAGAACGGGAGCUAGUAGGCUGCAGUGAACAUGCCCCCCAGCUGGCACCUUCCAGGCCUGUCUCUGCUCUAGCUGCCCCAAUGAAUGGACCCAUCUCCCCUAUGGCCAGGGAGGGUCUUAGUCCUCAUGGCAUUUUAUAUUCUGAUAGCUGAGAUCCUGCCUCCCAAGUGCCCCCUGGGAAUCCAGGGCCCCAGGCAGCCCCCGGCAAGCGGCUUACAGGCCACGGGGAGGGGCUGUAGGCAGCUUCGCCUCCUGUGUGCAGCUGUGGUGCCCCUUGACUGGGCCGCUCUCUGGCCUCCGGGGAAGGCAAAGGGCUUCCUGUUUCAUUUCCGGGACUCCCCCUCCGGCAGGGAGAUGGGGGUAGGAGGCCUCCUGGUCAGAGGCCAGGUGGGAGGGUGUGAAGGAGCAAUCAUCAUGUGAUUAAAGACAGCCUGUCAAACUACAAUUGCUAAUCAUCUGCUCAGGGAAGUU